Phycodurus eques (leafy seadragon) is the source of this 1151-nucleotide messenger RNA. It is a transcript of the gene hmx2, whose product is annotated as H6 family homeobox 2. The record is from RefSeq and is a predicted model, not a curated record. Gene Ontology annotation, biological process: regulation of transcription by RNA polymerase II. The transcript has 3 exons. Gene Ontology annotation, molecular function: RNA polymerase II transcription regulatory region sequence-specific DNA binding; DNA-binding transcription factor activity, RNA polymerase II-specific. Lineage: Eukaryota; Metazoa; Chordata; Actinopteri; Syngnathiformes; Syngnathidae. The coding region runs from base 27 to 965 and encodes 312 amino acids. Gene Ontology annotation, cellular component: nucleus.
CCUCCGAGGAGGAGGAGGACCCGCCAAUGCACUCACGUUCCCCGACGCCGGACAAAAAACACCUCCGACUCCACUUCAAUGAGAAGCUCCCAGUCGGUAAGUGUUAUGAGGCGACCAUGAGCAGCGCAGAAGACAGCGGGAGCAAGGGCACGACGGGGCCCAUUUGCAGCUUCACCAUCCAGUCCAUCCUGGGCACGCCGUCAGAGGCGCCCCCGACGCCCACCCCGCACCCGCCGCCGCCGCCGCCGAUGCCGCGCUCCGGUGCCAAGGGACUAGUGCAGGCGGCGCGGAGGAGGACGCUGUCCGUGUCCUCCGAGGAGGAGUGCAGCGGCGGAGAGGACUCGGCGGACUGCUUCUGCUCCGAGCCGGUCCACGGACGAGCUUGCGGCCGGCACCGGCAACAUCGCGCUUUCGCGUGCUUAGGUUCCGCCAAGGGGCUCCUGUCUGCCAACGAGGGUCUGGCGAGGCGACCGCCCCUCCUGCACGACUACAACAAGGAGGACGAGCAGGAACGAGCCUUGCUGUCUCCCCUGUCCGAGGAGAGGCAGUCGGACGCGGCCGACAAGCACACGCAGGGCUCCUCGGCCAAGAAGAAGACGCGCACCGUGUUCUCCCGCAGCCAGGUGUACCAGCUGGAGUCCACGUUCGACAUGAAGCGCUACCUGAGCAGCUCGGAGCGCGCCUGCCUGGCGUCCAGCCUGCAGCUGACCGAGACGCAGGUCAAGACGUGGUUUCAGAACCGCAGGAACAAAUGGAAGCGGCAGCUCUCGGCCGAGCUGGAGGCGGCAAACAUGGCGCACGCCUCGGCGCAGACUCUCGUGGGUAUGCCGCUGGUUUUCCGGGAGAACUCCUUGCUGCGUGUCCCGGUGCCCCGCUCCAUCGCCUUCCCCACGCCCCUGUACUACCCCGGGAGCAAUCUGCCGGCUUUGCCUUUAUACAACCUGUACAAUAAGGUCGACUACUGAUACGGACAUACACAUUCUUAUUCCUAUAGCCCUGCAGGGGUGUCCAAACCUUUUCGCCGAGGGCCACUUUAAAAUUCAUCCAUCCAUCCAUCCAUCCAUUUUCUUUACUGCUUCUCCUCACGCGGGUCGCGGGCUGCUGGAGCCGAGCCCAGCUAUCUUCAGGCGGGAGGCGGGGUACACCUACAC